AUGGACUUCCUUCGAUCCAUCUCGAACAUCCCUCAUUCUUCAUCUCCUGAGUUCGCACCUUCUGAGCUCUCGUCCGUCGAAUCCGAAUCUGCGGAUCCUCUUGUGCAACUGGCGAAGGAAACGAAGCAACAGCCGUUCACCACCAAUGGGGGCUUACAAAAGUCUUUGGAGCACCUUCAACGAGCGCUUCAUACACCAGCAACUGCGAUUAGCAGGACCCAGUGGGAAUCAGUGGUUGGAAAGGUCGCUCGGUUAACGAAGGGGAAGUUGAGGUGCAGGCGGUCGAAGUAA
Penicillium manginii is the source of this 291-nucleotide messenger RNA. RefSeq lists its product as uncharacterized. The record is from RefSeq and is a predicted model, not a curated record. The transcript has a single exon. Lineage: Eukaryota; Fungi; Ascomycota; Eurotiomycetes; Eurotiales; Aspergillaceae. The coding region runs from base 1 to 291 and encodes 96 amino acids.